CUCAUGCAAGCCACAAUAUUAUGUAAUGUGAUCCAUAUCAGCAAUAUUCCUCUCAUCACCACCAGCAGAUCAUUCAAUUCCGAUGGGGAAAAAAGGAGGCUGGUUUUCGUCAGUAAAGAAAGUUUUCAAGUCGUCGUCCUCGUCAUCCUCUUCUUCUAAUAAGAAUUUGUUGCCGGCUCCGGCGCCUGCCAAAAAGAAGGACAACAACACAGGGAAGAAACAGCAGCACCAAGUACCAGCAGCAGCAGAAGUUGUGCCUUUUGAGCGGUUUCAAGCAGAGACUUCACCAAAUGUGAUAACUGAGGAGAGUGCCACGUCAUCAGCGUUUGGGGCUGAAGACAGGAAUCAUGCUAUUGCGGUUGCGGCAGCAACUGCAGCGGCUGCGGAGGCAGCGGUUGUGGCUGCUCAGGCUGCCGCUAGAGUUGUGAGACUGGCGGGUUAUGGGCGGCAGUCCAAGGAAGAGAGAGCGGCAACAGUGAUUCAGUCAUACUACAGGGGUUACCUGGCUCGACGCGCUUUGCGUGCAUUAAAGGGACUUGUGAGGUUGCAAGCGCUGGUGAGGGGACACAAUGUGCGGAAGCAAGCUCAGAUGACAAUGCGGUGUAUGCAAGCAUUAGUGAGGGUGCAAGCACGAGUGAGAGCUCGCAGGAUUCAGCUCAAUCAUGAGAAGCAUCUUCAUCAUCAUGAAGUAGAUGAUGAUAUUGAUGAUGAGCAAGAAGUACAAGUUCAUCCGAAGCAAGUUGCCAAUAAUAAUAAGCCUAUCAUGAUGAGCCCCAUGAGAAAUAGUGAUGGUUGGGACAAUAGGCAUCAAAGUAGCAACAAGGUUAGGGAAAAUGAUUUGAGGAAACAUGAUACUGCAAUGAAGAGGGAGAGAGCUCUUGCUUAUGCUUUCAACUCCCAGCAGCAACCACAUAAUCAAUACAUGCAAACAGCUCCAAAUAGUGAUGACAUGGGAACUUAUUAUCCCAAUGAGCGUGAAAAAGCCCAAUGGGGUUGGAACUGGUUAGAGCGUUGGAUGUCAUCUCAACCGCACAAUGUUAAGCACCUGAGCCCACGUGAGACCCCUUAUAUGAAUCUUGCUUCAACAACCUCAACUACAACAGAUAACAUGUCUGAGAAAACCGUAGAAAUGGACAAGAUUGCAACUCCAGGCCCAAGUAAUAAUCUCAACAUGGGCCCAAUGAACCAAGACUUUGUUGACCAAAGCCCAAUUCUAAGUAGACAACAUCAAAGACCUCCAAGCCCAAGUAGACCCAGCUAUAUGGCACCAACUCAGUCUGCAAAGGCCAAGGUUCGGGAUCAAGGCCCAAGCAAACCACGGGCCUCACCUGGGCCACAGUGGAACUCAUCGACAAAGGGAGGUUCUGUUACGGGUUCAGGCUGUGACUCGUCUAGCUCCGGUGGAACAACAAGUUACCAAUAUACCAGGAGCCCAAGCCCAAAGAUUAAUGGGUUUCGUCCUCAAUCUAGAAGGAUAGUUAGCAGCAACCCAGAUUACAUUGAAGACUGGGCCAUUCAACUUGGAACUCAUGGUUGGGCAUAGUUUGAUUCGUUCAUUCAUAUGCUGUCUUUUUAUGAGGGAAAGAAAAGAAAAAUCAAAAUUACAGUAAUUGUUGUAAGAGAUUGUACCGUGGAAUAUACAUAUAAGAGGUUGCAUUGUGAGAUUGAUCAUAUGACAUGAAUCGGUAAUUAUGACAACUUAAUAACGACAUGUUUGUUUUGAACUUCUAUUUUCAGACUGUAAUAUCCAGAACAACUUUUUUUUUUUAA
This is a messenger RNA of Arachis ipaensis, 1770 nucleotides long. RefSeq names its product protein IQ-DOMAIN 21. Gene Ontology annotation, molecular function: protein binding. The record is from RefSeq and is a predicted model, not a curated record. Lineage: Eukaryota; Viridiplantae; Streptophyta; Magnoliopsida; Fabales; Fabaceae.